Molecule: messenger RNA, 1459 nt
Organism: Thermothelomyces thermophilus ATCC 42464
Lineage: Eukaryota; Fungi; Ascomycota; Sordariomycetes; Sordariales; Chaetomiaceae
Exons: 2
Coding region: 163-510 (115 amino acids)
Biological process (GO): mitochondrial respiratory chain complex IV assembly
Cellular component (GO): mitochondrial inner membrane
Source: RefSeq, a predicted model, not a curated record
CCGAGCUCCAUUUCAAAAUCACACCACAACAAUAUCGGCCCCAACCCGGUAUAUGACCUCGACUUCCCACAGCCCGCGGCACCUCAACACUUCGAGCAGAAAGCUUGAUAAAAUUCAAAAAUAAAAAAGAACCGGCUGGGGAAAGCAAAGGAGGAAAGAACAAUGGCAGUCUUUCAGAACCGCAAAUACCGCUCAGCGGCAGAGUCCAACACCUUCGGGGCGCGCUACCGCGCCAUGAUGGCCAAGCGGCCCUUCUUGCUCUUCGGUCUACCCUUCAUGACCGUUAUCGUGGGUGGCUCCUUCGCGCUCACCCCGGCGACGGCGAUCAGGUACGAGCGGCACGACCGGAAAGUCCGGCAGAUGACGCGCGAGGAGGAGCUUGGUCUGGGCAAAUCGGGCAGGAAGGUUGACAUUCGGGAGGAGUACUACAGACUGGCAGCAAAAGACCUCGACAACUGGGAACAGAAGCGAGUCAAGCGGCUCAAGGGGGAGAGCGACGGUAUCCUGUGACGAGGCAGGCAGUGCACAAGUCACAAAUGCGCGACCAGAGGCGAUGGUUAGCUUUUCGAUGCGCGCUGCCUCCUCGCACCGCCCGUCGGAGUGAAGAGCUUCCUUGCCUUCAUUACACUACUCUCACGCAGGCUAUACCCUUCAUGAUCUCGCAUAAGCGCUAGCUCUCGUGUCUACACGGUGUCUCCCUGGAGGGAGAAAGAGAGAGGGAGAGAGAGAGAGAGAGACUCAAACUGCAAAACAUUGGGUGUUGCGGGCUGCUGCAUCGAAGAGAGGUACCUCCUCAAGCGACCACUAAUCCUCUCUUUACCAGGACAAGCACGUCGGGAUAGUGCACCCACUUCAUUUCCGUUUCCUGUUCUCCCGCCCCCAGCAAGACAGACCAAGCCAGGUUAUGCACACGGGCCCCGAUUCGAGGCGCUGGCGACAAGGUUGAUCGCAUUGCUGCGACACGGGUCGGUAUCACAGAAAAAAAACAAAGCGCAUCGGAAAGCUGAAGCUUGUGGCGGUUCACAUUGGGGGAUCGGUGUGGAGAGUAAGCAGCGCAAUCUGGGUACCACGUGCGUCAAUGUGCACCCGACUCAGGGAGGUUGCAUCGGGUCUUCAAAGCGGGGCAGAUCUGUCAUGGGUAUCCGUACGUACAGGUACCUACUUGAUAAGGACAAUGAACGGGUCGGCAUUUCGCGGCUGUCCGAGGCCGCCACGAGAGAUCGGGGAUUGUCCAGGCCCUAGAGCAAAACCACUGAGGUUCGAGAUGUUGUUAUGUGAUGCGCUCGACGUGGUAGCGAGUCGGGGAGCGCAUGACGAUUUACAACCCACGGCGUUACAGGAUGUUACGCUCAAUUUAGCGGAAUAGUGUUUGUUGUUUGCUUUGCCUGUGACCGUCACCAAGGAUCCUUGGACUGACAGCGCUCGGAUUCCUCGAGUGUUUCAGAGGGUCAAGUAUUCG